Messenger RNA from Daktulosphaira vitifoliae (grape phylloxera), 3396 nucleotides. RefSeq names its product metacaspase-2-like. Lineage: Eukaryota; Metazoa; Arthropoda; Insecta; Hemiptera; Phylloxeridae. Bases 1 to 3396 code for a protein of 1131 amino acids. The transcript has 3 exons. The record is from RefSeq and is a predicted model, not a curated record.
AUGACACCACAUUAUUCCUCUAAUAUUCCAUCCUUAAAUAAAAUCCAAACUUCUUCAACUGAUAUUGAAGAUGACACCACAUUGCGUUCUAUCGAUAAUAUUGAUGAUAAUAAUUCAAUUGAAAACACUAAUAUUCCAAAAGUAGAUUCCUCUAAUAUUCCAUCCUUAAAUAAAAUCCAAACUUCUUCAACUGAUAUUGAAGAUGACACCACAUUGCGUUCUAUCGAUAAUAUUGAUGAUAAUAAUUCAAUUGAAAACACUAAUAUUCCAAAAGUAGAUUCCUCUAAUAUUCCAUCCUUAAAUAAAAUCCAAACUUCUUCAACUGAUAUUGAAGAUGACACCACAUUGCGUUCUAUCGAUAAUAUUGAUGAUAAAAAUUCAAUUGAAAACACUGAUAUUCCAAAAGUAGAAUCCUCAAAUAUUCCAUCCUUAAAUAAAAUCCAAACUUCUUCAACUGAUAUUGAAGAUGACACCACAUUGCGUUCUAUCGAUAAUAUUGAUGAUAAAAAUUCAAUUGAAAACACUGAUAUUCCAAAAGUAGAAUCCUCAAAUAUUCCAUCCUUAAAUAAAAUCCAAACUUCUUCAACUGAUAUUGAAGAUGACACCACAUUGCGUUCUAUCGAUAAUAUUGAUGACAAUAAUUCAAUUGAAAACACUAAUAUUCCAAAAGUAGAUUCCUCUAAUAUUCCAUCCUUAAAUAAAAUCCAAACUUCUUCAACUGAUAUUGAAGAUGACACCACAUUGCGUUCUAUCGAUAAUAUUGAUGAUAAUAAUUCAAUUGAAAACACUAAUAUUCCAAAAGUAGAUUCCUCUAAUAUUCCAUCCUUAAAUAAAAUCCAAACUUCUUCAACUGAUAUUGAAGAUGACACCACAUUGCGUUCUAUCGAUAAUAUUGAUGAUAAUAAUUCAAUUGAAAACACUAAUAUUCCAAAAGUAGAUUCCUCUAAUAUUCCAUCCUUAAAUAAAAUCCAAACUUCUUCAACUGAUAUUGAAGAUGACACCACAUUGCGUUCUAUCGAUAAUAUUGAUGAUAAUAAUUCAAUUGAAAACACUAAUAUUCCAAAAGUAGAUUCCUCUAAUAUUCCAUCCUUAAAUAAAAUCCAAACUUCUUCAACUGAUAUUGAAGAUGACACCACAUUGCGUUCUAUCGAUAAUAUUGAUGAUAAUAAUUCAAUUGAAAACACUAAUAUUCCAAAAGUAGAUUCCUCUAAUAUUCCAUCCUUAAAUAAAAUCCAAACUUCUUCAACUGAUAUUGAAGAUGACACCACAUUGCGUUCUAUCGAUAAUAUUGAUGAUAAUAAUUCAAUUGAAAACACUAAUAUUCCAAAAGUAGAUUCCUCUAAUAUUCCAUCCUUAAAUAAAAUCCAAACUUCUUCAACUGAUAUUGAAGAUGACACCACAUUGCGUUCUAUCGAUAAUAUUGAUGAUAAUAAUUCAAUUGAAAACACUAAUAUUCCAAAAGUAGAUUCCUCUAAUAUUCCAUCCUUAAAUAAAAUCCAAACUUCUUCAACUGAUAUUGAAGAUGACACCACAUUGCGUUCUAUCGAUAAUAUUGAUGAUAAAAAUUCAAUUGAAAACACUGAUAUUCCAAAAGUAGAAUCCUCAAAUAUUCCAUCCUUAAAUAAAAUCCAAACUUCUUCAACUGAUAUUGAAGAUGACACCAAAUUGCGUUCUAUCGAUAAUAUUGAUGACAAUAAUUCAAUUGAAAACACUAAUAUUCCAAAAGUAGAUUCCUCUAAUAUUCCAUCCUUAAAUAAAAUCCAAACUUCUUCAACUGAUAUUGAAGAUGACACCACAUUGCGUUCUAUCGAUAAUAUUGAUGACAAUAAUUCAAUUGAAAACACUAAUAUUCCAAAAGUAGAUUCCUCUAAUAUUCCAUCCUUAUAUAAAAUCCAAACUUCUUCAACUGAUAUUAAAGAUGAUAUCAAAUCGCGUUUAAUUGAUAAUAUUGAUUAUAAAAAUUCAUUUGAAAAUGCUGAUAUUCCAAAAGUAGAAUCCUCAAAUAUUCCAUCCUUAAACAAACUCGAAACUUCUUCAACCGAUAUUGAAGAUGACACCAAAUCGCAUUUAAUUGAUAAUAUUGAUGAUAAAAAUUCAAUUGAAAAAACUGAUAUUCCAAAAGUAGAUUCCACUAAUAUUCCAUCCAUAAAUAAAAUGGAAGCUUCUUCAACCGAUAUUGAAGAUGACACCAAAUCGCGUUCAAUUCAUAAUAUUGAUGAUAAAAAUUCAAUUGAAAAAACUGAUAUUCCAAAAGUAGAAUCCUCAAAUAUUCCAUCCUUAAAUAUAAUCGAACCUUCUCCAAUCGACAUUUCAUCUUUGAAUAAAAACGAAACUACUUUAAACGUAAUUGGAGAUGAUAAAAAGUCCUUAGAAAGUAUUUACAAUUCAAUUAUUGAAUCCUGUAAUAACCUAUCAUUAAAUAAAACUGAUACUUCCUCGCUCGUUAAUGAUGAUGACACUAAAUUACAUUUUAUUGAUAAUUUUGAUAAUAAAACUUUAAUUGAAAACAGUGAAAAGUCAAUAAUAGAAUUAUGUAAUAUUAUGACUGUUAAUAAAACAGAAUUACGUACAAUUGAUGUAAAUAAUGAAAUCUUAUUUGAGAAUUCUGACGAUUUAUUCAAAAAACGUGAUGACUCUAAAAAUAAUACUUGUACAUCUAAAUUGUCAAAUUCAUCGAUAUCUAAAUCAAUUGGUUCUACUAGUAAUAAAUGUAUAAAAUCUUCAAGUAAAGAUAACUCUUCAAAUAAAAGUGACAAGCAAUUUAGUAUUAAUAAAAUUGAGAAAAGAAAUUCAACUCCUUUUUUAAAAAAUUUAAAAUCUAACAAAGUGAUAAAAAGUGAUAAAAUAAAAGGAUAUAUGGCAUCAACAGAAUCACGAGAUAGAAAAGUGGAAAUUAAUUUACAAUCAAAAUCUAAUAUUGUGGCUCGUCAAAAACAUUUUACUGAAGUACAAAAAACAUAUUUAAAAUCUGUUUCUAAAAUACCUAUUACAAACAAUUCAAGUAAAACUUCAUUGAAAAAAUCUAUAUCUUAUUUAAAACCAGAAUCAGAUAAAAUUAGAAUAUUAAGUGUUCCACCACCAAAAAACUCCUUUGAAAUUAUUACUUCAUCAAAAAAAUUAAAUAUUACAUCUUUACCAGUUAAUCCAGUUGAGAAUGAAAAAUUAUCUAAAAAAAACAAUAAUACGGUUAAAGGAGAAGUUUUAUCUAAUAAUUAUAAACUCUUGUCUACACCCGAAGUAGUGUACUUACAGCCAAUCCUUUUUCCUUCUAUCUCAAUAUCCAAACAACCAUCUUCUAUAAUUGAAUCAAUAUCAUUUGAGGACGCAGAAAUGAUUUCAACUUCCAACUCCGACAAUAAACGGGGAUCAGAGGUACCUAGAUCAUUUUUUCUUUAA